Messenger RNA from Saccostrea cuccullata (small rock oyster), 3361 nucleotides. RefSeq lists its product as uncharacterized. Lineage: Eukaryota; Metazoa; Mollusca; Bivalvia; Ostreida; Ostreidae. The transcript has 5 exons. The record is from RefSeq and is a predicted model, not a curated record. Gene Ontology annotation, molecular function: cysteine-type deubiquitinase activity. Bases 23 to 3298 code for a protein of 1091 amino acids. Gene Ontology annotation, biological process: protein deubiquitination.
UUGCGCAUUUGCUUUAAAGUGAAUGAAAAUAAUGGAUGAAUCUGACAGAAAUAAUUUCCAUGAUUAUUCAACAACAGAGUGUGUUGCCCACUUGAUUGAAAAAUCAACCGAAAAAUCGUCGAAUUUCCUAAAUAAUAUUUGGACAAAGGGGACAUCUGCAGAAAUAGAUGAAAUUAAAGUUGAGAGUGAAGAUGAGGUACUUAGCAAUAAUUUAAAAGAAACAGAAUUCUUCGAGAGUGAUCCAUUGCAACCACAAGAUGACAAUGUGCCAGAAUUAGGUGCUGCACAAUGUUCUUUUGAUCCGAACCAAAUGUACUUUGUAAAAGAAGGAAAAUCUGACAGGUUACAUGAUUCUUCGAAGGAAUGUGAGGAUUUCUCUGACGAUGAUGGCGAUGCUACAGACUACUUUGAUAGUGAUGACGAAUACCAAGUGUCCUGUAAUAGACGUCUGAUGAGGGAAGCCGAUGAUGACUUCAUACAUGGGGGAUUCGAUCGCUACAGUACAACACAGACAGACGGUAGAUACAGUAAAGGUGUAGAGCAGUUUGUGAAUAUGCCAGUUUACUUGAGAUCAAUCCGAAAGUUUGCUACGGAUAAUAAUUUUGAGUUGUGGAAUGGAAAAACCGAUGGAAGUUGCAUGUUCCGAUCAAUUGCUGACCAGUUAAUGAUAAAUGGUCACUUUGGCCAUACAACAGACACGCUAAGACAUUUGGCUAUUGAGUAUCUCCGAGACCAUCCUUUGCAGGAGGAUGGUUGUCCAAUAACAUCAUUUUUAAGUUCCGAAAGCUGGGAAGAAUAUCUGACAAGAAUGUCUAAUCCGAUAGAAUGGAGCGAUCACAUAAUGUUGAAGGCAAUAGUUGAUGCUCUUCAUCUUGAAUCCGUUGUAUUUAAUAUUUAUAAAGAUGAUGUUCGACGCACAGAAGUGAAAUCCUCCAGGAAAGAUGUUCCAUACCCAGCAUUGAUUAUUUACCUCGGACAUUUGGGAGAAUUUCAUUAUGUCAGUCUUCGUCCAAAGAAAUGGGAAAAAUUAUGGACGUACAGAGCACUUCUUCAUCGAACACUUUUCUGUGAAAGCAAAUAUCCAUCGCACAGAAUUUCAAAGCACUCUUUAGAAAGAUAUAAAGAUGCUGGUAUCAAAGGGAACAUCCACGACAUUGGAUUUCAAAAGUUAGUUACUUCACUAUCACAAAAGGCAAAAGGUGAAGACCAGGGUGGUGUGAAAAGAGAAGAAUCAGAGAGAUUGAUUCCUCAAGAGAGUUGUUAUAUAUCCACGUUCAAUUCCUAUGGAUUAGAUGAACUCCAAAACGAUAAUACAAAUGAUUUGCUUGAUUGUCUAAUUGAAGACCCUUUGCAUGUCGACGCCUUGACUGGGAUACCUCUUCCACAUCUAAGUUUUAUUCUUAAGCUUACUUUUCCAAAAGAACGUAUUAAGAAUUACUCUUACAUAGGUGGAUGUAUGGAACUCGAAAAUCAAUGGUUUCUGUGUAUUGGAACAUUUGCUACUGGUGACAAUGUUGCUUUAAAAGAUCUUACACAAGAGAGAAAAAUAUUUAAAAAUCAAUGCAGAUUUAUGAAAAGAGAUCCCUCAGUAGUUGCUGUUAAUAGUGACAAUUAUAUACAGUUUGAAUCAGCUGGUCUUAGUCUAAGAAACAAAAAGUCUAUUGUGCACGCUGACUGCAGCGCUACACAUCCAGGAUAUUGCUGGUUACGUCCCUUAGAAAGUCAAACCUCGUUUGUCACAAAAAGCGUUCCUGGGUUUAAUGAUGGAGUAUUCCUCACAAAACAAGAAUUGCCCAAAGAAAUAACACUUCCUCCCUUUACAAGGCAAUGCUGCGUUGGAUUAGUUUGCAAAGAAUUUCCUGCAGUUGCAAAGGAAUGGGUACAACGCAAUCGAAAAUUCGAUUGGCCACCCUCCUACAUAAUAUCCAGGAUUGUGAGUGGUGGCACAUGUACUUUGAUUCAAAAGGGUCAUCCUUUAAGUGUUCAUCCCGACAUUGAAUGGAAAUUAGAUUUUUCAAUGGCCUAUUCUUUUCUUUUUUUGGAAGCCCUAGACAAUUUUCAGAUUCAUGGUUAUCAUGUUGUUAAAAUUAUGGUCGAAGAGGCGACUAGAAUAUUAACCAAAGGACUCAAAAGAAAGCAUAUUCUCUCAGUUUUUCUGUAUGCGUGCGAGGAAAUACCUCAACAGAAAUGGAAGACAAAUCUUACUGGGUGUGUUUUACGAACACUUUCAUUGAUGAUUAUCUAUCUGAAAAGGAGAUAUAUUCCACAUUAUUUCAUAUCAUCGAACAAUAUCAUAGAUGAUUUUACGGAGGAUGAAAUUGACACUAUAUGUGUCUUUGUCGAGGCAAUGCGUCUAUUUCCAGCGAUGUUUGUAAGCUUAGUUGCGAGAAGACACGGAUACACGUUCACUGAAAAUCUGCGUUUAGGUGUUUUAAAUGACUGCAAAGGGUUUUCAAAGUCUAGAAAUUUGAAUGGAUUGUACCGGAAAAAAUUUGCCCCGAUGACACUACGAGUUUCAAAAUUCUUUUGUCGUCUAGGAUUUUACAAAUCAGCAUUUGAAUUGAUUCGAAAAAUGUUUGAGGAAAUGUUGGAAAUACAUCUACCAAAUGAAGAAAAAACCCUCAAAAGACCAACAUUUUCUGACUUCUUUCUCAAGGGAAUACGCGAAUUUAAGCAAAAAACAACACGAGGGAUUUUGGGUCAGCUGUUUGAUAAGAACAAUAAAUCUGACAUUUUUACACGCUGUUCAAAUGAGAGUUUUAAAAUUGUCCAAGAUGUUGUUCCUUGGAAAGUAGACUUUACAUUAGCUUGGAUGAGAAUACCAACAGAAAAAUCGCGCAACUUUGCGUUAUUAGCGUCAUUUUUCUACGAUCUCAGUUAUUCUCAGUAUCAAAUGGAAAAUGUCAAUAUAUCAACCGUUGCAAUAGAUAUAGCAAUUCUUUGUAUUAAGCGCGCGAUUUCAGAAGAAUUGUUUAAUACGGAAGAGGUUGAAGACAAAGAGCUGCAAAAAGAAAUAAUGAUAGAGCAAAAAGAUUUCAAAAGAAAUCUCAAAAAUAGAUUAUUUUAUUACUAUAUUCAUGCUUACAAAAUUUCUCUCUUGGAUGGGUGUACACAUCCAAUAGCCAUCUAUAUGACCGCAAUCGAAGAAAUUUCAGACGAAUUUCCGGAACAUUUUGAGGUAGUUGCAAGUAUGUUUUGUUGGACUCGAAAUGAUAAAAAAGGACGUGAAUACCAAAGAAAAUUUGACGAUUACAUUUCACGACAGAUGAUGGGUGGAGCAAAAUUGACUAGUACUUGAAUUAAGAGGGAUUCCAGUGAUAUUGCCAGUGGUACUAAAUUUACAUUUGACCAUGACUAAUUU